This is a messenger RNA of Lachancea mirantina, 873 nucleotides long. Lineage: Eukaryota; Fungi; Ascomycota; Saccharomycetes; Saccharomycetales; Saccharomycetaceae. The record is from the annotation of a GenBank genome assembly.
AUGAAGGUUCAGCAGCCCUGUCCGCGAACUGUUGAAAUCGAAGACGUCGAUCAAGAAUCUUUUCUAAAGCGGGAAGAUCUGGAUCACGAUGCCGACCUCGAGCUCACUCUGCAUAAACUUUUGACACAGGGACACCAGGAAAGCACUGCUGUCUCUGAGGCUCAUCAACACGAUCUUGCUGAGGGUAGUUACGAGUUUGAAAAUGCAAUUGAAAAGGCUAUCACUGAGAUGGAAAUGCCCGACCUCCACGAAGAGUCGAGAGAGAGCAGAAUGGGUUCCACCGUUGCUGAACAGAGUAUUAACAGCUUAACCGUUGAAAACAUUUUAAAGGAGACUAUGCUCCAUGGAAUUCCCUUAUUACCUCAAAAGCGCACCUUUGAGGACUCUCACGGGCAGGGGCAGAUGCAGCAGGGCAUAAGAAAGACAGGAACUCUAUAUGAGUCUCUGUCCCCAGAGUCGUUAUCUCCGUUUUCUGAUAACGGUUCGCUGGAAAGGCUUAAGAAAGAUGGCAAGGAUGUUAUGAGUGGAUCAAAAUCGGUCGCUCGCGGUAUGAAAGUCAGCCCUUCUGCCGAGACCAAAAGAAUUGGUGAUACGCAUCAAGAAAUCGUGGGAGAGGGAACACGACCAAUGACCAAGGAAUUUCUGGCUGCACAGGUUGCAGAGACCAAAAGGCGGAUGAUAAGUACCCACAAACUCUUGCUGAAUUUCAAUUUCCUAAGAGAUGCGUACGCAAAAUCAUGCAUCGAUCUGAAGAAAAGUGUCACAAAGUUGAAGGAGAGCGAAUGUCGCCGCGCUCAUCUUCUGCAAGAAAACGAACAAUUAAAGAGCUUGGUCAUACAAUUGAGUCAAAAAGCGAAUAGGACUCAAGUUUAA